Nematostella vectensis (starlet sea anemone) is the source of this 1927-nucleotide messenger RNA. RefSeq lists its product as uncharacterized. Gene Ontology annotation, molecular function: protein binding. The transcript is spliced from 4 exons. The record is from RefSeq and is a predicted model, not a curated record. Bases 161 to 538 code for a protein of 125 amino acids. Lineage: Eukaryota; Metazoa; Cnidaria; Anthozoa; Actiniaria; Edwardsiidae.
UGCGCGGUAAACAGUCUUUUGAUCUUUGAUAUAUAUAUCUCUACUUUUCACCAGGAAAUCGUCAAGAGAAAAAUAAAGGAAUUUUGAAGAAAUUCAGGACGAGAAGUUGGAAGAAGUGAUGGUGAUAGUAGGAGAUAAUUAGCGUUGUUGGACUGCAAACAUGGCGGUUAUGAGAGACCUGUGUUUUAUUUUCACGUUAAUUGUUCUGGCAUCCGCUGCGUUUGCUUGGAGACACGAGACGAAAUGGGGCGAAAAAGCUCCCCCGGGAUGUGUGCCUUGUCCUAAAAACAAAGAGGAUCUGUUUGAUACUCCCAUCUGCGGCCAGAACGGAAUCGCGUACAAGAACUAUUGCUAUCUGAGGCUAAGAAACUGCAUAGCUAAGAAACUCAAGAAGAAGGAAGUAUUGCCUUCCAAGGAACCCUCUACUUGCGGGCUUCAAAUGAAGAUGUACAAUUCGUUUGGAGGAGGCCUGGGUGGACCCUUUGGCAAAAAACGCAAGCGAGCGAUAUCCAAACUCAUAGACACAUAUCUGCGUUAGAGAUGUUCAGCUGUCCACCAUCUUAGAUCACCCUACAACUGUUGUCAACCAAACAGCGACCAUCUUUUCUCGCCAAGCUUGACGCCGAUCAUGGUGUACAGCGGAUGCUCCAUAGAGGAUAUGACAUCAUACUUUAGAACCGAGAGGCCGUCAGUCUUCAAGUGCGUCUGGCUUUGUUGCAGCUGCGCAUGUCUGAAAAUGUCAAAUGGCGCUGUAUGAAAGAAUCUUGUCUCCAUGCGCGAUAGGAAUAUUAAGACAGUCUCCCAUAGCUGGUGGGCAAGAUGGAAUUUAGUUCGUACUAUACUCCCAUCGAGGUUACUCGCUAGCAUUGCCUCAAGACCAUUUAAAAAUAGAGGAGAAGCGAGUCCUGAGGCGGUAGUUUGCGGGUAACAUAUGCGAGCAUGUGCGUCUUCAUCGCCGCGGAGAGGAGGGACGCGAUAAGAUGCGAGGGAGGGAAGCAAAAAGACUCUUAGCUUGCAGGACGCGAAGUGAAAGAUUUCCAAGACGUACCCAUAUAGCCGGAGAAGUGCUAGAAUUGUGCAAAUUGAUGCAAAUGCAGGCUUGCUUAGGAGGGUGGGGCGGCCGGUAAGGGGGGGGAGGGGGGUCACCAUGGGCCAUGCUGGAAUUAGGCUGUUUUUACUGGUAACCCCUUUGAGAAUGGGUGGAGUAAGCAUUGCAAUAAAACACCAUAACAGGGUCCUCAAUCGUCUUCUUCUGGUUGCGAGAUUCAGCGGGUAUUUUACGAUCGGUUUUUUAUACAAACACGACAAACAUCAAAAUACAAAAAAGCAAAGCGGAGAUAAAGCUCAGUAAAAAAAGCAACCUCUAGUUAUUACUUCUGCUUUUAUUAUAAACAAAAAAAAAAUAUCUGAAGGAGAUUUGUCUAGCCGCUCAGGGGAAAGAACAAAGUUACUCACCUGUCCGGGUUUUUGUCCGACUUUUUAUGUCCAUGUUUUAACAUCGUGUAUCGACCAAUCUGGUGAGCUGGUCGGGUUAGAGUCAGGGAGUGCUCAACAAUUCUUGAAGAAAAAAAAAGUAUGAGUUGCUUUACCCAUUUUAUCCUGACGCGUUGCUCAAGAGAUUGUUUGAGAAUAUUUCUGGCAUAGGGCUAACCUUACCAUAUUACUUAUUAUUUUAUUAAACUGAAAUUAGUUCACUUCUUUUUGUUUUCAUGGGAAAGAAGUGAACAUGUAUAUGAUGUGAGGGGGAAAGAGAAGACUUUAUUUUUUCUGUCUUUUCUUUUUAUUUAGCUUAUUAUUUUAAACUGAAAUUAGUUCACUUCUUUUUGUUUUCAUAGGAAAGAAGUGAACAUGCAUAUAAUGUGAGGGGGAAAGAAAUGACGUUAAUUUUUCUGUCUUCUCUUAUUAAACUUAUUAUUUUAAACUGAAA